AUGCACAAAGAUAAGUUAAUUCCCAAAAUACGUUACUUUUUUUGUUAAUUCCCACCAUACCGUCCACGUCAGCAUAGUGAACCGGUCUUUUUUUUUUUAAAUAAGCAGCGCAAAACCGCUAUCUGAGAUAGCGGUUUAUGGGGGUUAACCGCUAUCUGAGAUAGCGGUUCCUGUUUAAUGAACCGCCAUCUCAGAUAGCGGUUCCUGUUUAAUGAACCGCCAUCUCAGAUAGCGGUUUACCACUUAUCACUUACCUCCAGGAAGCAAAUUCAAAAAAUCAAAAGCACAAAAAAAAACCCCGCUUUGUUCUGCGUCUCUCUCUCUGUCUCCGUCGUCCUGCGGUUAACCCGCCGUCGUCCCUGUUUCUCUCUCCACCGGCCGGCUCGCCGUUAGCCGACCUCAUUCCUCGCCCUACCUCCGGCCGUCGCGUCGAGCCUCCUCACCCACAACGGAUUCUCGAGUCUCUUUCUCACCCUUCUCCAUCGUUCCUCCGUUUCGAAAUUGUUCCUCAGCCCUUGCCGGCUGUCGGACCUCUUCCUCACCACCACUAGCCGUCGAGCCUCCUCAUCAGCCACCAAAGCCGUCGAGCUUCUUUCUCACCCACCACCGGUCGUCGGUGGUUCGAAAUCAGGUCUCAUGGAGCCGACGAUCCAUCCCGGCCCACGUGAUACUUCGGUUUUGACGUUGCAGGCGGAGCAUAGGAGUGAGGAUGUUUGGGGAGGGGGUAUGGACAGGCUUUUGACGUGUCGGGAGCACGUGCUUGGUUUAGGAGAGUGGGUGAUACAUGAUCGAGUCUUGGAGUUUGUUAGAUUAGCAGGGUUCUAUGGUGUACAUAGAUUGGUUGGUGGUGGAUUAGCCUUAGAUAGGUCUUUGAUCACAGCAUUGAUUGAGAGAUGGAGACAGGAGACGCACACUUUUCAUUUGGCUGUUGGUGAGGCUACUAUUACUCUGCAGGAUGUCGCUGUUUUGUUGGGGCUCAGAGUUCAUGGGGCUCCUGUCACAGGGGAUGGUACUGGGGUGUGGUCAGCUUUAGUCGAGGAGUUGUUAGGGAUACGACCAGAGCCUGGUGAUGAUGGAAAACCUGUUCUCCAGGGUUCAUCAUUGAGGAUGACUUGGUUGAGGCGACACUUCAGUCAGGGCCCCCCUGAUGACGCUGCUGAUAUUGUUUAUGAGAGGUUUAGCCGAGCAUAUAUUCUUGCACUUAUGGGGUCCAUUUUGUUUGCUGAUAAGAGCGGUGAUGCCGUGCAGCUCGUCUACUUGCCAUUGAUACGCGACUUGCGUAGAGCUGGGACAUACAGCUGGGGGAGUGCGACCCUUGCUUAUUUGUAUCGACAGAUGUGUCGAGCCGCUCGUAGACGAUCCCGUGACAUUGGUGGUCCACUUAUACUUCUGCAGUUAUGGUCAUGGGAGCAUAUUCACAUUGGUCGUCCGAGGAUUUCGAGAGUUCGCGAUGCUCCACCUCCUGACCCAGAGCAUCCUAUUGAGGUCGACGAUCCAUCUAUUCUUGGUACUCAGCAUCAGCGUGGAGUGGACCCCUUAGCAUGCAGUUGGCUUAGGGUUCACUUUUCAUGUGGCCAUACAGCUAGUGGACUCUCUUUCUUUAGGGAUGCACUUGACCAUCAAAAGGAGACACAGAUGACUUGGCAGCCAUAUUCAGAGACGGUACUUGGUUUACUACCCGAGAUUUGUAGAUGUGAUAGAGAUAUAUGGCGCUCAGUUGUACCGUUGAUUUGCUUUGACAUUGUUGAGUACCACUACCCAAAUCGAGUGAUGCGUCAGUUUGGAUUGGAACAGUCAGUUCCCGUUGCGUGUGACACGAGUGUUGAUCUUCAUAAUGUGGAUCGACGGCAUAAAAACAAGAAGUUUGAAGAGAUGCAUCGCAAAUAUGUGGAGGAGUGGCGUGAUCGUGAGAGUCGGAUUGUUCAAGGCACUCCUUUUGCCGGUCAUCGUGAGAGGAUGAAGGAGUAUAUGGAUUGGUAUUGUAGCAUCACGAGACUCCUCAUUACUCCUGUUACACGAUCACCCCCCACCACUCAUUAUCAGCCGUCUUCCUCUGAUAUUAUUUUGUCACAUGCAUUGGCUGAUCUUGCCUCAAGAUGCACUCGAGCUGUGGAUUCUGCGUUAGAGUUACCUCCCAGUUUGGCCCUUCCUCUCACUCUUGAUACGUUACGCAAUUUGAGUUCCUCUUGCAUUGAGACCUUAUCAAGAGUGGGGCAAGAACAUAUCCUCCAACAAUAUGAUUUAGCCUCGUCUCAGUGUACACCCGACACCUCCACCUCACAUGUUUCUCGAGGGCGUGGUUUUCGACCACCACGUGCACGCCCUCCACCACUUACUCCUCCUCUACGCCCUCUAGCACUUACUUCUCCACACCCUCCACCACCACCUUCUCCACGCCCUCCACCACCACCUUCUCCACGCCCUCCACCUCUUACUCCUCCUGCAUCUCCGCCAGCAUCACAAGUUAUUUCAUCUCCUCCUUUGCAGCUUCUCACUUACCGGCGACAAAAGGGUUGCUCUCCUAGUCAACGUCCCGAGCCAAUUGCCGAGGAGGAUGAGUCCUCAUUUUCAUCGUCCGAGCAUUCAAAGAAACAACGUAGAACUUAGAUUUGAGCUACAUUAGAAAUUUUGUGUAAUCUUUUGUUCUUUUUGCUAGUAUUGGAACUUUUAGAACUUUUAGAAACUCAUGUGUCAUUAUUGGAACGAUUGAACUUUUGGAAAUUUUUUGUUUGCACUCUUC
Molecule: messenger RNA, 2740 nt
Organism: Spinacia oleracea (spinach)
Lineage: Eukaryota; Viridiplantae; Streptophyta; Magnoliopsida; Caryophyllales; Amaranthaceae
Product: serine/threonine-protein phosphatase 7 long form homolog
Exons: 5
Coding region: 637-2607 (656 amino acids)
Biological process (GO): meristem maintenance; meristem development
Source: RefSeq, a predicted model, not a curated record